Messenger RNA from Syzygium oleosum, 1476 nucleotides. RefSeq names its product mitochondrial succinate-fumarate transporter 1-like. The transcript has 2 exons. The coding region runs from base 293 to 1240 and encodes 315 amino acids. The record is from RefSeq and is a predicted model, not a curated record. Gene Ontology annotation, biological process: succinate transport; fumarate transport. Lineage: Eukaryota; Viridiplantae; Streptophyta; Magnoliopsida; Myrtales; Myrtaceae.
GGAAUCUCUCUCGAGUUGUCUCUUUCUUCACUCCCACCACUCCUCGAAAGUCGCUAAAUACGCUGCGCAAAAAUUCUCUCCGCCACCUCCAUCUCCGCCGCUCCCUGGAAGCUCCCGAGGUCGACGCCGCCGCCGCCGGCGAGAGAGCCGGCCGGAGGGAGGAAGGGACGGAGGGAGCGGCGCACAAGUGGAGAAGACGAAUUUCGACACUCCUCUCUCUCUCUUCUAUAUAAGCCGGCCGCCACCGAGCUCUGGUCAACCCCUAUCCUAUCGGAACAUCGGGUCAGCCGCCAUGGCCGGCGAGCCGCGACCCACCUCCGAUUCCGACCGCAACAAGCGCACGAUCCCGACCUACAUGAAGGCGAUCUCGGGCUCGCUCGGGGGCACGGUGGAGGCGUGCUGCCUCCAGCCGAUCGACGUCAUCAAGACGCGGCUCCAGCUCGACAAGUCCGGCGCCUACAAGGGGAUCGCCCACUGCGGCGCCACCAUCGCCAGGACCGAGGGCGUCCGGGCCCUGUGGAAGGGCCUCACGCCGUUCGCGACGCACCUGACGCUCAAGUACACGCUCCGGAUGGGGUCGAACGCCAUGCUCCAGUCGGCGUUCAAGGACCCGGAGACCGGGAAGCUCACCAACAAGGCCAGGCUCUUGUCCGGCUUCGGCGCCGGGGUGCUCGAGGCUCUCGUGAUCGUCACUCCAUUUGAGGUUGUUAAGAUCAGAUUGCAGCAACAAAGAGGUUUAAGUCCGGAGCUUUUAAAGUACAAGGGUCCUAUUCAUUGUGCCCGGACUAUCAUUCGUGAAGAAGGCCUUCGUGGGCUGUGGUCAGGGGCUGCACCAACGGUCAUGCGCAAUGGGACCAACCAGGCCGCUAUGUUUACAGCGAAGAACGCUUUCGAUGUGCUAUUAUGGAAUAAGCAUGAGGGCGAUGGCAAGGUCCUCCAACCAUGGCAGUCCAUGGUUUCUGGAUUCCUCGCAGGAACUGCAGGUCCUGUGUGCACUGGGCCCUUCGAUGUUGUCAAGACGAGGUUGAUGGCUCAAACUCGACAUGGUGGAGAGUUGAAGUACAAGGGCAUGGUUCAUGCCAUCCAAACAAUUUUUAAAGAGGAAGGGCUUCUCGCUUUGUGGAAGGGACUCCUGCCUCGGCUCAUGAGAAUCCCGCCCGGCCAGGCCAUUAUGUGGGCUGUCGCAGAUCAGGUGACCGGAGUCUAUGAGAGGAAAUUUCUCAGAAAUGCGCCGGUCUAGUCAUUGAUUGACGUUAGUCCUCUUUUCUCGUCUUUGUGGCCAUUUAGUAGGUAGUCAAAUCGAUUAUUUGAUUAGAUUAUCUUCUUUCCAAUUAUCUAGAUGAACACCAUUUAGCUAGACGAGGUCAUCAGUGAUUUUGAAUUGUAAAAACAUGAUUUAUCCAAUUGGCAAGCUUUCUAAAAGUUUUGACGGGGAUGGAAUAAAAUUAAAAGCAUGUACUUUGCUCUUUGAUUCAA